Molecule: messenger RNA, 2739 nt
Organism: Nipponia nippon (crested ibis)
Lineage: Eukaryota; Metazoa; Chordata; Aves; Pelecaniformes; Threskiornithidae
Source: RefSeq, a predicted model, not a curated record
AUGGUGGUUUUCAUGGGCAGGAACCUCUCCUUGCUUCUGGCUUUCUUCAAGAAGAAGGGCGCUGCCAAGGGCGAGGCUGACCGCGACAAUGUCUUCUUCCCCAGCACGCGGCCCCCGCACCUGGAGGAGCUGCACAACCAGGCCCAGCAGGGACUGAAGUCCCUGCAGCACCAGGAGAAGCAGAAGCAGACCAAAAGUGCCUGGGACCACGGGGACACCAGCAGCCUCCAGGGGACACAGGGUGGCCCCUCUGAUGACAGCGUGUCCGUCCGGAGCCGGGCGGCCUCCUGUGCCACGGACAGCACCUCUGAGGACGCCCUCUCCAUCCGCUCCGAGAUGAUCCAGCGGAAAGGUUCCACCUUCCGACCGCACGACUCCUUUCCCAAAUCCUCGGAGAGGGCUGGCAAAAAGAGGAAGGAGAGGAGGACAACGGUGCUGGGCAUCCCUCAGCAUGUCCAGAAGGAGCUGGGUCUCAGGAACAGCCGGGAAGCCAAGGGACGCCCCGAGGCUGAUGGGCGAGGGCAGGCGGGGCGCGGGGGCAGCCAGGUGCCGCAGCCCUUGCUGAACGGUGGGCAGGUCUCUGUUGACGCCAUCCGCAUCCCGACCGUCGACGGGAAGCUGCAGCCGCUGGCUGUCUCUGGAGGCGCCCGCAUCUGCCUGGGAGCCUUGGAGGAGGCGGACGCGGCCCUGCAGAAGCACAUCGACCGGGUUUACUACGACGACACGUUGCUGGGGAGGAAGACGGUGGCCAAGCUUUCACCCAUGGCGAGGCCAAAGUCGCUGGCUGUGCCGGGCAUGACCACCAACGCCAGCCCGCCAGAGCUGCUGAGCCCUGUCAUGUCCAUCUCGCCCCAGGGCACCUACAUGUCCAAGAUCAUCCCCAAUGCCAUCCUGCCGCCCAUGGUGGACGUGGUGGCCCUGACGCGGAGCAGCGUGCGGACGCUGAGCCGCUGCAGCCUGGUGUCAUCCAGCCCGGCCUCGGUGCGCUCCCUCGCCCGCUUCUCAGAGUACAGCGCCCGCAGCCGCGAGCCCUCCUCCGGGGGCCGGGCCCCCCCCGCCUACAGCACGAGCAGCCAGGCGGAGGGCUCGGACACGGCCAGCCUGGCCAGCGAGCGCUCCUCCACCCGCAGCGUCUCCCUCAGGAAGAUGAAGAAACCCCCGGCCCCCCCUCGCAGGACCUACUCACUGUACCAGAAGGUCGAGGGGGAGCCCAAGGUGCUGGGAUUGCCCCCCAAGCCCGACCGGCGGUCCCAGCGGGAGAGCAGCGCGCCCUGGUCCCCGCGCCCCGAGCCCUUCAGCCCCACGGCUGAGGAUGAGGUCUUCUCCCCAUCAUCGCUGAGCGAGACCAGCAGCCUCCGCUCCGAGAGCCUGGCUGGCACCAGUUCCCCCGAGGCCUCGCGGGGCAGCCCCGGGGUGACGGUGGUGCUGAAGGAGCCACAGGCUCAGCCCAAGUGGAGCUGCCCAGAUGGGUCUGACCGCACCAUGUCCCCCUCCAGCGGCUACUCCAGCCAGAGCGGGACCCCCACGCUGCCCACCAAGGGGCUGGGACCCCCAUCCGUAUCCCCGGGCAGGGCUCAGCCCCAGAAGCCGGACCGGGUCUGCUCCCUGCAGUCGCCUGCACUCUCCAUGUCCUCCUCCCUCACCUCCAUCUCCUCCUCGGCCUCGGACCAGGCCCCCCCCGAGACACUGCCCUGCCGCUUGGACCGCUUCAUCAUCCCGCCUCACCCCAAGGUGCCUCAGCAAGGCCCGCCGGCCGGCGCACCACAGCCACCUUCCCCCGCCGAGCCCCCUCCUGAGGCUGCUGUGACCCCGCCACCACCGCCACCUCUUCCCCCGCCCUCGGCUCCGGCUCUGCCGCCCCAAACCAGCCUUAAGAAGGCGGCCAACGGCCCCCGGGCAGACGCCAAGAAGGAGCCAGCGUCGCGGAGCAAGAGCAGCCCCGUGCCCAAGGAGGACGCCAGCCUGCCCAUCGUCACGCCCUCGCUGCUGCAGAUGGUGCGGCUGCGCUCUGUGAACGUGGAGCCGCCCGCAGGAGCCAGUGCCGGUGCUGGUGCCGAGGAGCGGCCGGCACCCCAGGGGCCCCCCCGCCGGUCCCUGUCCACGCGGCAGCCCCCUCCUGCCAAAGACGCGGUGCCUUCGAACCAGCUCCACCACGCUGUGCACCUCAAGGCUGCCGCCUUGUCCUCCGGUGAGGCUGCGGAGAAGCCGGCGGGCAGCAGAGCGGCUCUGCCCGGCCCUGAGGGGCCCCCCGGGGACGGUCAGCUCUCCCCCAGGAACAAGUCGCCGGCCUCCACUGCCAGCUUCAUUUUCGCCAAGAGCUCCAGGAAGCCGGUGAUCGAGACGGCCUCGUCCCCCGAGGCGCAGGCUGACCUGAAGAGGAACUUGGUGGCCGAGCUGAUGAAUUUCUCGGGGCAGCGCUCGGCAGCCCCGGCUGCCGCCCAGGAGGGCCCCGGCAAGGCGCAAGUCCACCGAAAACCUGGCAAGAUCCCCCCUCCGGUAGCCAGGAAGCCUUCACUUGGCCCGGGGCCGGCUCCUUCCCCCCUGAGCCCAAAGGCGCCGGGGGCAGAGGCGCUGGCCUCCCCUGUGCCGGAUGGGAAGGCCAAGGCAGUGCCGGCAGACGAGAGCAGGACUAAGAGUGAGCCGGCAGGGACGGCGGCCUCGGGGACGGAGGGCAGGAGCACCGCGGAGCCGCCGGCUCAGAGCCUCCCUGCACAAGACGGACGGGGAGAGACGGCCUGA